AUGGGAUUUCAGCAGCUGGUUGAAUUGCUUGUGUUGCAGCUCUAUGGGGAGUACCAGGAGCACCACGGAGGUUCAGGACGUCGUGAGGCCACAAGGCUUUUGACCGAGAGACAAAUCAAGAAACAUGGCGCCCGCGGACUGGGACGGAAGCACGGGGGUCUGGGCCGCCGCAGCCACGGGCAGAACGGCUUCCAGAGCCGCUACAGCCGCUACCGCAGCCGGCGAACGUCCAACAUGGAGAGUCCACCAGCGGAGGAGCAGUCCAACAUGGAGACUCCACCAGCAGAGGAGCAGCUGGAACUAGAGCUGCAAAACAAGUGCUCCUUCUCCAAAUGCAGAGACUGCGUUUGUCGGGUGCAGCGCUUCCUGGUAACGCGGCUUGGAGAAGACUGGAUCUUCCUGGUUCUUCUGGGCCUCACCAUGGCCCUGGUGAGCUGGACCAUGGACUAUGCCAGUGCCAAGAGCCUGCAAGCGUACAAGUGGAUCUAUGGAGAGUUGAAAGGGAACCUCCCCCUGCAGUAUGUGGCCUGGGUUUCUUACCCGCUCCUCUUCAUCCUGUUCUCUUCACUCUUCUGUCACCUUGUUUCUCCUCAAGCCAUCGGGUCCGGAAUCCCAGAGCUGAAGACCAUUCUGAGGGGAGUGGUGCUGAAGGAGUAUCUGACACUGAAGGCAUUUGUGGCUAAAGUGAUCGGCCUCACGAUGGCUCUGGGGAGCGGUAUGCCUGUGGGGAAAGAGGGGCCGUUUGUUCACAUCGCCAGCAUCUGUGCCGCUGUCCUCAGCAGAGUCAUGUCCAUAUUCUCAGGAGUUCAGCAGAACCCGUACUGUUACACAGACAUCCUUACUGUGGGCUGUGCGGUGGGAGUGGGCUGCUGCUUCGGGACUCCGCUCGGGGGAGUGCUGUUCAGUAUUGAGGUGACGUCCACGUACUUUGCGGUCAGAAACUACUGGAGAGGAUAUUUCGCAGCUACAUUCAGUGCCUUCAUCUUCAGAGUCUUAUCCGUGUUCAAUAAAGACGCAGUGACCAUAACGGCUCUGUUCAGGACUAAGUUUCGUAUGGACUUCCCGUUUGACCUCCAAGAGCUGCCUGCCUUUGCCAUCAUUGGGAUCUUCUGUGGAUUCCUCGGAGCUUUCUUCGUUUAUCUGAACAGACAAGUGGUUCUGUUCAUGAGACGACCCAACGCCAUGACCCGCUUCCUCACCAAACAUCGCCUGCUGUUCCCCGCUGUGGUCACGUUGGUCAUCUCCUCCCUCACCUUCCCUCCUGGAUUCGGGCAGUUCAUGGCAGGAGAGAGUUUUACGGUACAAUGUGUGAAACUGGAGAAGAGCACACUGUGGGCAAAGAGCACACUGUGGGAGAAGAUCACACUGUGGGAGAAGAUCACACUGUGGGAGAAGAUCACACUGUGGGAGAAGAUCACACUGUGGGAGAAGAUCACACUGUGGGAGAGGAUCACACAGUGGGAGAGGAUCACACAGUGGGAGAGGAUCACACAGUGGGAGAGGAUCACACAGUGGGAGAGGAUCACACAGUGGGAGAGGAUCACACAGUGGGAGAGGAUCACACAGUGGGAGAAGAUCACACUGUGGGAGAAGAUCACACAGUGGGAGAAGAUCACACUGUGGGAGAAGAGAGGAUCACACAGUGGGAGAAGAUCACACAGUGGAGAGGAUCACACAGUGGGAGAAGAUCACACAGUCACACUGUGGGAGAGGAUCACACAGUGGGAGAGGAUCACACAGUGGGAGAAGAUCACACAGUGGGAGGAUCCCCAAACUGUGAUUGGUCCCAUGUUGUAG
Knipowitschia caucasica is the source of this 1797-nucleotide messenger RNA. The record is from the annotation of a GenBank genome assembly. Lineage: Eukaryota; Metazoa; Chordata; Actinopteri; Gobiiformes; Gobiidae.